AUGCCUCCAAAGCGCACGUCCCCGCAGAAAAAGGCAUCGCAAUCCCUUCCAAUCCAUCUUAACCAUUGUAUAAACUCACAGAAACGAGCAAUACUUGCCUCUAUACACCAUCCCCAGCCACUUGUUGAGAAGGAGCACGACACUAAUGUCUUGGCAGCUCAACAGAUAACUUCGCUUCUUGAAGGUUCAGUUAUUCGCGGCGAGGGGAAUAGUUGUCUUCUUCUUGGACCACGUGCAAGUGGAAAGUCCAAACUACUUGACAGUUGCCUCGAAAAGUUGCAAACGAAACCAAUAGUCAUACGUCUCUCAGGCUGGGCCCAACGUAACGACCGCCUCGCAUUGCGGGAAAUUGCUAUCCAGCUCUCGCAGCAAACUGGUACAACUUUCCUUUCUGCAAAUGAUCCAACAGAGGAGGAAAUCGAGAACGAGGAGGAUGCUAACCCAUUCCUCGAUCAAGAUCCAAUCCAACAUGCGACAGGAUCAACUGCUGUUUUACCUCCAGCAUCCCAUCUCCCCGCUCUCAUAUCAGUCAUCCCUACUCUAGCACACCCAACUGUCAUCAUUCUCGACGCGUUCGACCUAUUCGCACUCCAUCCACGUCAGUCUCUACUCUAUUGUCUCCUGGACACCGUCCAGAGCUGUCACGCCGGACAGGGAAGAAAGGGUUUGGCAGUCAUUGGUGUAACAAGCCGUGUCGAUACCGUCCAGCUUUUAGAAAAGAGGGUAAAGAGCCGUUUCUCAGGAAGAACAAUCCGUACGGGACCUCCGACAACGUUCACCCAUUGGCUCGGCACCGUCGAAACACUCCUGCUUCCUCACGUUCGCCACGAUCCCGAUGACGACGUAGACAAUCAGUGGAAAGACGCGUGGGCGGCCAGUAUUGAUCGGUUUCUCGCGGAUAAAGCUGUGGAGGAAAUCCUCAACGAGACUUUCAGCAUAACGCGAGAUUUUCGGACUCUUGUGAGACUCCUGACAGCCCUGGUCGUACAGCUCACCCCAAGUAACCCAUUCCCUUUGGCUUCCCAACUCCAAUCUGCGGCGAUGACCCAAAGAGCUCGACCUCGAUUUCCCUUUUUGUCAAGUCUUUCGUACCCUAGCAUGUGUCUCCUGAUCGCGAGCGUCCAUUCCGAGACGGCAGGCCAUCCGUUGUUUACCUUUGAAAUGCUUCACGACUUAUUCCGCGCUCAAGUUCGCUCGUCCACUUUGGCACCGGUGCAGAUUAAUGGAGGCAGCAUCGGGAUGGCUUUUGAGACUCUUGUCACUGCAAGAAUCUUCAUUUGCGCUUCCCCGACCUCAUCGAACGGCGCAAAAGGGUAUCUCAAAUAUCGGUCCGCCGUUGAACGAGAUGAUGUAAAGAAGGCCGUCGAAAAGGCUGGCCAGGUGAACAUGAAGAAGUGGCUUACCAAGGCACAGUGA
Messenger RNA from Laccaria bicolor S238N-H82, 1416 nucleotides. RefSeq lists its product as uncharacterized. Lineage: Eukaryota; Fungi; Basidiomycota; Agaricomycetes; Agaricales; Hydnangiaceae. The transcript is spliced from 5 exons. Bases 1 to 1416 code for a protein of 471 amino acids. The record is from RefSeq and is a predicted model, not a curated record. Gene Ontology annotation, cellular component: nuclear origin of replication recognition complex; nucleus. Gene Ontology annotation, molecular function: DNA replication origin binding. Gene Ontology annotation, biological process: DNA replication; DNA replication initiation.